UCUUCUCUCCACACUUAUCACACCUCUCUCGCCGGUAAACCUCCAUGGACGUUCGCCGGCGAUCUCCGAAGCCGCCGGCAUCCGAUGUAUCCUUCAAUGGAUUCCACAGUAAUCGUUCCCCGUCCACGGUAGACCACCACCGUUCUCCGGAUCCGUCGCCGAAGGCCUCUGAUGCGCUUCCUCUCCCUCUCUACCUCACCAACGCCGUCUUCUUCACGCUCUUCUUCUCCGUCGCGUACUAUCUACUCCACCGAUGGCGCGAAAAGAUCCGAUCCAACACGCCUCUCCACGUCGUCACGCUCUCCGAGCUCGGCGCCAUUGUCGCACUUAUCGCAUCCUUCAUCUAUCUCCUAGGGUUCUUCGGUAUCGAUUUCGUUCAGUCGUUCAUCUCACGUGCCUCCGGUGAGACAUGGGAUAUCUCCGACGGGGGAGAUGCCGAAAGGAGCUUCCUUAUUGGCGACGACGAUCACCGCCUCGUCACAUGCUCUCCUCCGCCUCCCUCUGCUGUUUCCAUCUCCAAAUUACCCACUCCGGAACCUGUGAUCAGCGCACUGAUGGGCGAGGAAGACGAACGAAUCGUAAGAUCUGUCCUUGACGGUGGGAUUCCGUCGUACUCUCUCGAAUCUCGUCUCGGUGAUUGCAAAAGAGCGGCGGCAAUCCGGAGAGAGGCGCUCCAGAGGGCGACAGGGAGAUCUCUGAAGGGAUUACCUUUGGAGGGGUUCGACUACGAGUCAGUGUUAGGGCAAUGCUGCGAAAUGCCGGUGGGGUACGUGCAGAUUCCAGUGGGGAUUGCCGGACCUCUCUUGCUCGAUGGGUUUGAGUACUCGAUUCCAAUGGCGACAACCGAAGGAUGUUUGGUGGCGAGCACCAACAGAGGCUGCAAGGCCAUCGCCAUCUCCGGCGGAGCCACCAGUACGGUCCUGAGGGACGGCAUGAGCCGAGCCCCCGUCGUCCGAUUCGAGUCUGCCAAACGGGCAUCCGAGCUGAAGUUUUUCUUGGAAAAUCCAGACAAUUUCGACACUAUUUCCGUGGUUUUUAACAGAUCAAGUAGAUUUGCUAGGCUACAAAGUGUUAAAUGUUCACUUGCUGGGAAGAAUGUAUAUAUGAGGUUUAGCUGUAGCACGGGUGAUGCCAUGGGGAUGAACAUGGUUUCCAAAGGGGUGCAGAAUGUCCUCGAAUACUUGUUGGAUGAGUUUCCCGACAUGGAUGUCAUUGGAAUCUCCGGUAAUUUUUGUUCCGACAAGAAACCUGCAGCCGUAAACUGGAUCGAGGGUCGUGGUAAAUCAGUGGUUUGCGAGGCAGUAAUCAGGGGAGAGACAGUUCACAAGGUUUUGAAAACGAGUGUAGCUUCACUGGUCGAGCUCAACAUGCUCAAGAACCUCGCUGGCUCCGCUGUGGCCGGUGCCCUCGGGGGAUUUAACGCCCAUGCGAGUAACAUAGUCUCUGCUAUAUUUAUAGCCACUGGCCAGGAUCCAGCCCAAAACGUAGAGAGUUCUCAUUGCAUUACCAUGAUGGAAGCUGUCAAUGAUGGCAAGGAUCUCCAUAUAUCUGUCACUAUGCCUUCCAUCGAGGUGGGAACAGUUGGAGGAGGAACGCAGCUGGCGUCGCAGGCAGCGUGUCUGAAUGUGCUGGGGGUAAAAGGGGCGAGCAAGGAGUCGCCCGGGAUGAACUCGAGGCGGCUAGCGUCUGUCGUGGCGGGAGCGGUUCUGGCGGGUGAACUCUCACUGAUGUCAGCCAUUGCAGCCGGACAACUUGUGAAGAGUCACAUGAAAUACAACAGAUCCAGCCGAGACAUGUCUGCCGCCUCUACAUAACAACAAGGACAAGAACAACAUUGUCUUUGGGAUUCCUACUAGGAGCUUGUCUGUCUAUUUCAUUAUAUAUAUAUAUAUAUAUAUAUAUAUAUAUAUAUAUAUAUAUAUAUAUGUGUGUGUGUAUAUAUUGGUGUGAAAAUUUUAUGAUUUCCUUUCACUGUCUUUGUAUUUUGUUUGUUUGUUUUGUUAGGUCUUUUAUGUUUGUAAUGAAUUGAAACCUUUGAAUGUUCAUUCUUUGCGCUCA
Tarenaya hassleriana is the source of this 2058-nucleotide messenger RNA. Its product is annotated as 3-hydroxy-3-methylglutaryl-coenzyme A reductase 1-like. Lineage: Eukaryota; Viridiplantae; Streptophyta; Magnoliopsida; Brassicales; Cleomaceae. The coding region runs from base 45 to 1814 and encodes 589 amino acids. Gene Ontology annotation, molecular function: hydroxymethylglutaryl-CoA reductase (NADPH) activity; protein binding. Gene Ontology annotation, cellular component: endoplasmic reticulum membrane; peroxisomal membrane. The record is from RefSeq and is a predicted model, not a curated record. Gene Ontology annotation, biological process: coenzyme A metabolic process; isoprenoid biosynthetic process; sterol biosynthetic process. The transcript is spliced from 4 exons.